Ipomoea nil (Japanese morning glory) is the source of this 1175-nucleotide messenger RNA. RefSeq names its product protein BASIC PENTACYSTEINE2-like. The coding region runs from base 62 to 910 and encodes 282 amino acids. The transcript has 3 exons. Gene Ontology annotation, molecular function: sequence-specific DNA binding; DNA-binding transcription factor activity. Lineage: Eukaryota; Viridiplantae; Streptophyta; Magnoliopsida; Solanales; Convolvulaceae. Gene Ontology annotation, biological process: response to ethylene. Gene Ontology annotation, cellular component: nucleus. The record is from RefSeq and is a predicted model, not a curated record.
UCUCUCAUCUCUCUGUCUGUCUCUCUCCUGGGUUUUAAGGAGCUGUUUGCCACAGCUCUCAAUGGAUGAUGAUGGGUUGAACAUGAGGAACUGGGGUUAUUAUGAACCUUCCCAUAAGGGGCCUCUUGGUUUGCAGCUGAUGCCUUCAAUGGUUGAUCGAGACACUAGGACUUUCUUCUCUGGGCGCGAGAAUACUUCCAUGAUGGCGACCAAUGGUCUUUUUCAUUCCCGGGAAUCAGUUGUUUCUCAGGCGUCGCUAACGCAUAUAGACUACAUUAGAGAUGGUUGGAUAAACCACAGGGACAAAUUCCUGCAUAUGUUUCCUGGGAACCCUUAUGGUGGUGGUGUAAUGGCUGACCCUUCUGGAACUCAAUCGUCUAUGCAAAUGCUACAGACUGAUUCAACUAAGGAGGAAGUUGGUACUGUGGAGGAUCCAAGUGUUGGUAAGGAUAGUUGCCCUUCAAAGAAGAGGCCGGGUGCUGCAGCCUCAUCACCGAAAGCAAAGAAGCCAAAGAAAGGUCCGUCUGCACCGAAGAAAAAUGACAACCCUCCUGCUCAACGGGCAAAACCAGCAAAGAAGAGUAUAGAUGUUGUAAUAAGUGGAAUUGAUAUGGAUAUAUCGAGCAUCCCAACUCCCGUUUGUACCUGCACCGGGACACCUCAACAGUGUUACCGUUGGGGAUGUGGAGGCUGGCAGUCAGCAUGUUGCACCACAACUAUAUCGAUGUACCCCUUGCCUAUGAAUAACAAAAGGCGGGGAGCCAGGAUUGCUGGUAGGAAGAUGAGUCAAGGUGCAUUUAAAAAGGUUUUGGAGAAGCUUGCUUCUGAAGGCUAUAAUUUUUCUGACCCAAUCGAUCUAAGGACUUACUGGGCUAAGCAUGGUACUAACAAAUUCGUGACAAUCAGGUAAAACUCGCAUCAAUGGUAUCAGUUCUUGACAGUCAUUGCCAUGCUCUCUGUUUUUUGUUGUAUAUACUUCGAUGGCCAUGGCCAAGGCCAAGAUUUAAUUUGUACUUUCUAGUCCAUUUUACAGCGAUUAUACUUAUGACUUUGACAUUUGAGAUUAAACUUCUCUUCUGUUUCUUUAAUGGCCAUUAAUGUUUCUUGGCCACAUAAAGUAGCAGUCAUGACUCAUGAAUAUUUCUCUUUUAUUUAUUAGAUUAUUUUUGCACCAA